Messenger RNA from Alternaria burnsii, 2439 nucleotides. RefSeq lists its product as uncharacterized. Gene Ontology annotation, cellular component: nucleus; site of double-strand break. The coding region runs from base 1 to 2439 and encodes 812 amino acids. The record is from RefSeq and is a predicted model, not a curated record. Lineage: Eukaryota; Fungi; Ascomycota; Dothideomycetes; Pleosporales; Pleosporaceae. The transcript has a single exon. Gene Ontology annotation, biological process: double-strand break repair.
AUGACAGCCCCCCGUAGCACGCAAUAUGCGUCGACCAUCGCAGCCAUCACCGCCUCCCAAAAUAGCGCGCCGGUCGCCGAAUUUCGGUGCCUGUACACACAAGACGUAAAACGAAAGCAAAAACGAUGGCAGGAUGGAUAUCUCAAGUUCCACACGUUCAACAGCCGAGUCAUGGUGUACGACCAAGCAAGAAACUUUCUGGGCGAUACAUACCACAAGGACAGCAACCAAAUGCAGGAAGGCGAUGAACUCACUUUGAACAACGGCGCGCUGGUAGAGGUCGCCGAGCCCAUGGGCAUCACACAUACAGACCUGACACAACUACUCGAGAAGAAGACCAAAGAGCAGCCCCCACCCCGCCCGACCGUUCCUUCCCAACCGAAACCGUUCCAAAGACCGUCAUCGGUAGCACCGGCCAAUGCCCAGCGAAGCGCAUCCCAACUGCGCCAUAAAUCACUCAAUACCCUGCUUGGAACGCCGAAAGGGCCAAUCGGGAAGGCCCAACCUAUGAAGUCCCCGUACGAGGCUCGGAAGGAAAAAGAGAAUGAACAGAUUGAGGAAAGCGCGCCGAAGAGGCAGAAGACGGUCCAGCCAAUCUCCAACCGGAGGGAGUCCAGCCCGGCUCAAGAAGAAAGCCCUGUAGCAAAGAGAGACUCGGCCAUACCUCCAAGACAGCCGGAAGCGAAGAAUGCCCGAAAACCUGCUAAGUUUGUGCCGCCGACAGCGACCGUCAUUACGAUAGAACCCGAGUCCGACCCUCAUUCGGCGUAUUUAUCAGACGUAACGCUCCCAAGCACACCACCAAAACUUCGUAGGGCGAGGGCACAAUCUGGCGUAGUUCAUACUCCAGCUCCGCAACCCAGUAUAUCUCAGCAAUCAUCCGUACAAACUCCAAAGAUACCUAAAGGUAAGGUGCCAAUACCAAGCGCAAAGGCUUUAGAGACUCCAAAGCAACGGGCCCCACCAUCCUCGCCCCCAGUGAGCGCCUCGAAUCGCCUCAUGAACGUCGAUUUUGCGGUCCAACCGAUAAAGGAGCCAUCCAAAGACCCUACACCUCCAGCGCAGCCUUCGCCUCCUCCUAAUCGCAAAGUCAAAUCGCUCCGGUUGUCUACAGGUGUAAAGCGCGGAAAGUUGCUUUGUCAGUCUUUGCCCCAACAGACAGUAAGAGCUGGGGGCGAGGCCAGAGCGACCAGCUUCAAAGCCAGGGUUCGGCCAACAUCACGCAUAAUAAGCAAGGAACCAUCGCCUGCAGUGUCGCAAAACAGUAAUCCUCCACCACAAGAACUUGUCUCUGAAGUGUCCAGACGGAUAUCCAAAGACAAGCGAAGAAGGACAGAUGCUGAAGAUAGUGACGAUGUUGCGUUAAAAAGAGCGAGGGUCUCCAAGUCCCCAUCACUGCCAUCGUUGAGUGUCCUAGAAGAUCCAGAAGUCAUACAUGGCUUCAUGGAUCAGCGACUAUUAGUACCCUCGUCUCCUCCACAACCUCAGAUCAUAUCUUCUUCUCUUCCAGAGAACGUUCCCCAGUCUAAACCGGCCAUCACCAAAAAGAUGAAGAAGAUAUCCACUGAAUCAUCACUUAAGCCCACGACUGCGAGACCAAAAUCACCCCUAUCAAAGGAAACUGUCCGGAAAGCGCAGUCACGAAACAGCAUUGUAGAAAAGCCCGCGCCAACACACAAAGUCCCAUCGCCUCCCAUACCCACGCUCGAUCCACUGAUACCAGUAUCGAGAGAUGUGUCGCCAGUGCAUACCGAAGCCUCAGAAGCACGAUCACGUACGUCUUCAACUUCGCCUCGCAAAGUCCCCCUUUCAACCGGCGGCAUCCCCAAGCGGCCACCAAAGCGGACCAAGAAGCAACCCACCUCAUCCACCACGAUAGAGGAAGACUCUGCUUUACCCCCUCAUAAUGAGCCCGUAGCUCUGCCGCCACAUCCCCUUCGGGCAAACAAGAAAGGCCCCAUGAUGAGCACAACCGAACUAGCAUCUCUUCUCCAAAAACCGAACAACCUGGCCAAGGUUCUCGCGGAUCCCAUUGAAGACGGCUCAAACAUCACCAGUGCAGGAAAGUCGCCGAGCAGAAACUUCAGACGUGUCAGAAGUGAGAACGAUGCACCGAUACCCAGUGCAGCAGACGAUUGGGAGAAGCGCAACCUAGCAAAAACCCCAAGCGAUGCUACAGAUCUCGUGGACGAACCGACCGUGACUGCCGUGACUGGGGAACCAAAGAAGAAGAAAAGCAGUGGGUUAGAUGCAUUGAUCAAGCGAACGGAUCCUAGACGGAAGUUCAAGAGGACGCAAAGCCUGCAGGUGGAAACCAAUGUAUCACCGCUGGCUGGGGUAGAGGUUGAAUUACCGAGUCCUGUAGUGGACAACGAUGUUGGACCAUGGAGUACGGAGGCCGGCGACUUGUUCGACUGGAGGCCGCCCGGAAGGGGCUGA